CCGUCGCGGCGGACCGGGCUACCUUGGUCCCUCCGCCUUGCCGUCUUUUCCGGCAGUUGGUUCGCUUCCUGUUGUCCUCACCCGCAACGGUUGUUUGGUCCCUAUUCCAGAUCCCGUCACGCGUUCCUUCUUCUCUUGCCGGCCGCUGCAGCCGCCGGGGCUUCGCCUGUUCUCACGUCGAGACCGCUGGCGGGACCGGCGUCUGGGCUGCCCGCAGCCCUGCCUCCCCGGGGAUCUGCAGCCAUGGCAAUGACAGGCUCAACACCUUGCUCAUCCAUGAGUAACCACACAAAGGAAAGGGUGACUAUGACCAAAGUGACACUGGAGAAUUUUUAUAGCAACCUUAUCACUCAACAUGAAGAACGAGAAAUGAGACAAAAGAAGUUAGAAAAAGUGAUGGAAGAAGAAGGCUUAAAAGAUGAAGAGAAACAACUCAGGAGAUCAGCACAUGCUCGGAAGGAAACAGAAUUUCUUCGUUUGAAAAGAACAAGACUUGGAUUAGAAGAUUUUGAGUCCUUAAAAGUAAUAGGCAGAGGAGCAUUUGGUGAGGUGCGGCUUGUUCAGAAGAAAGAUACAGGGCAUGUGUAUGCAAUGAAAAUACUCCGUAAAGCAGAUAUGCUUGAAAAAGAGCAGGUUGGCCACAUUCGUGCGGAGCGUGACAUUCUAGUGGAGGCAGACAGUUUGUGGGUUGUGAAAAUGUUCUAUAGUUUUCAGGAUAAGCUAAACCUCUACCUAAUCAUGGAGUUCCUGCCUGGAGGGGACAUGAUGACCCUGUUGAUGAAAAAAGACACUCUGACAGAAGAGGAGACUCAAUUUUAUAUAGCAGAAACAGUAUUAGCCAUAGACUCCAUUCAUCAGCUUGGAUUCAUCCACAGAGACAUCAAACCAGACAAUCUUCUCCUGGACAGCAAGGGCCAUGUGAAACUUUCUGACUUUGGCCUUUGCACAGGACUGAAAAAAGCACAUAGGACAGAAUUUUAUAGGAAUCUGAACCACAGCCUCCCAAGUGAUUUCACUUUCCAGAAUAUGAAUUCCAAAAGAAAAGCAGAAACCUGGAAGAGAAAUAGACGUCAGCUGGCUUUCUCCACAGUAGGCACUCCUGACUACAUUGCUCCUGAGGUGUUCAUGCAGACCGGGUACAACAAGCUCUGUGAUUGGUGGUCGCUUGGGGUGAUCAUGUAUGAGAUGCUGAUCGGCUACCCACCUUUCUGUUCUGAGACCCCUCAAGAGACAUAUAAGAAGGUGAUGAACUGGAAAGAAACUUUGACUUUUCCUCCAGAAGUUCCCAUCUCUGAGAAAGCCAAGGAUCUAAUUUUGAGAUUCUGCUGUGAAUGGGAACAUAGAAUUGGAGCCCCUGGAGUUGAGGAAAUCAAAAGUAAUUCUUUUUUUGAAGGUGUUGACUGGGAACAUAUCAGAGAAAGACCUGCUGCAAUAUCUAUUGAAAUCAAAAGCAUUGAUGAUACUUCAAACUUUGAUGAGUUUCCAGAAUCUGAUAUUCUUAAGCCAACAGUGGCGACAAGUAAUCACCCCGAGAGUGACUACAAGAACAAAGAUUGGGUCUUCAUCAAUUACACGUACAAGCGCUUUGAAGGCCUAACUGCUCGGGGGGCAAUACCUUCCUACAUGAAAGCAGCAAAAUAGUACUCUUGACAUGGAAUCUUAAAUCGAGCAGAGUUUUUCGUACAACAUCACAGUUUUCCUCUUACACACUUUUGAAAGAGCUUCCAAGAAGUUUUACGGAACUCACCAGUUGUCAUGGUAAAGUGUCCCGAAUUGUGAUAGUAAGUGGAUUCUCUUCCAUGAUGCAUUUGAAAA
This is a messenger RNA of Trichechus manatus latirostris (Florida manatee), 1815 nucleotides long. RefSeq names its product serine/threonine kinase 38 (gene STK38). The record is from RefSeq and is a predicted model, not a curated record. Gene Ontology annotation, biological process: peptidyl-serine phosphorylation; intracellular signal transduction. Lineage: Eukaryota; Metazoa; Chordata; Mammalia; Sirenia; Trichechidae. Gene Ontology annotation, molecular function: ATP binding; protein serine/threonine kinase activity. Bases 244 to 1641 code for a protein of 465 amino acids. The transcript has 14 exons.